CCAAUUAACAAAUCAAGAUUUUAUGCUGUAACUUAAACUAAACUAAACUAAAUUAAUAUAUGCUUGAAGAUUUAUGGGAUUAAGUGGUUAGGAAUUUCAAUAUCACUUAAGUUAGUUGACAUUAGUUCAAUCCAAAUUCAUUCGGCCCCUUUUUUCAUAUGUUUUAUCGACCGAAUUAAUCAAUUUUAGCUAAUAAUUUCUCUCAAGCAAAACUAACAUAGCCCUUUUUUUAUUAUGUAUAAGCUAACAUACACCCCACCUCUUCAAGAGUGAUCUAGCAUCUGGAAACGCAUAUAUUCUCGCAUACACUCGUCUUCUUCCUGUUUAUAUAGCCUGAAGCAAUGCCCACAAACAUAGUACAACCGUAUUCUUCGGCAUUCAGUUCUGAUAUUUAAUUUUCUUGACUUGUUUGAAUCAAAGAAAAGAUGGUUGAAAAAAAAAACCAUAACCAAGAAUUUGAUGUGUCUCCACAGGGUGGUUCCAAAUGUUUUGAUGAUGAUGGCCUUCUCAAAAGAACAAGAGCUGUGUGGACUGCAAGUUCUCACAUAAUAACAGCAGUGAUUGGUUUUGGAGUUCUGUCCUUGCCUUGGGCCACUGCUCAACUGGGAUGGUUAGCUGGUCCAUCUCUGAUGAUCUUGUUCGUGGUUUUGACUCUACUCAAAUAGCAUUAUGUUACCGGUCAGUUGAUCCCAAUACUGGAACAAGAAACAAUUCUCACAUGGAUGCUGUCAAAGACAAUCGAGGUGGAUUUCAGAUAAUAGAAUAUCACACAUACACGCAUGUCAUUAGCAAUCCAUAUUGGGAUUUUCAGUUGUUCAAUAAUGGAUGUGCUCUCUCUUCGCAACUGAGAAUUAUGCUGAGGAUCUGGAGGAUCUUGGUUUGGAAAAAUUCCAGCGUUGGAAACGUUUUCCUUGAGGUAAUCUAUUUUAAUUCACAUAUCGGCAGAGCUAGCACGGGCAACUGCUGGUGCUCAUUGGGGGCUGGCUCCACCAGUGCUUUUGAAGAAGUAUGGAAAAAAAAUGGCGCCAUUAAUAUCUCCAUGAACAAAUUGUCUGAUUUUAUGCUACUACCUUCCAAAUUCAAACCUACCACAUCUAUAGUAUAUAUAAGGGUUAGACAUAGUUCAAUUCGAUUCUAAAGAUAAUCGAAUCAAAUCAGAAUUUUUUGUGGAUUUAAGAAGGGGGAAUUUCUCAUCCAGAUUUAAUUAUGGAACUGAACCGGUAUAUACCAUAACUAAUUUAUAACACUUACUACAACACUGUAUUAAUCCGACUAAUGACAAGUUCAAUCUUAACUCUUAUAAAAUAAAGUAGUUCAACACAGUGAUUGAGAAAAAUUUAGGUCACUCAAUUUUGAUUAUUCGAAAUUUUAAUUACAAAGUUGGACUUGGCUAAAAACAGGAAAAUGAUAUUUUGAGCUCAAUUAAUUAGUUUGAAAAUGUAUUUAGAAAAAAAAAAUCAUAUAAUU
Olea europaea var. sylvestris is the source of this 1467-nucleotide messenger RNA. RefSeq lists its product as uncharacterized. Bases 608 to 1138 code for a protein of 176 amino acids. NCBI's taxonomy places the organism in Eukaryota, Viridiplantae, Streptophyta, Magnoliopsida, Lamiales, Oleaceae. The record is from RefSeq and is a predicted model, not a curated record. The transcript is spliced from 5 exons.